Salvia hispanica is the source of this 3201-nucleotide messenger RNA. The record is from RefSeq and is a predicted model, not a curated record. NCBI's taxonomy places the organism in Eukaryota, Viridiplantae, Streptophyta, Magnoliopsida, Lamiales, Lamiaceae.
AUGGAGGUCACCAGAAGAAAAAGAACUAGAGGCCAGUGGGAUUGUUACUGGGAACAGGUGUACGCCGACCUGAAACAAAAGCAGAAGAAGAAUGAUGCUGCUGCUGCUUUUCAAACCUUGAAUUCCGAUGAUAUGGAGCAGAAUCAUGGUGUUGAAACGUUGAUUCCCGACGAUAUGAAGCAGAAUCAUGGUGUUGAGACGUUGAUUAGCGAUGAUAUGGAGCAGAAUCGUGGUGUUGAAACGUUGAAUGCCGAUUCUGAAGAGGUUUUGAUUGCAUCGGAUUUGGAGCAGAAUGAUGGUGUUGAAGCGUUUGACAAGAAUGAUGGUAUGAAUGUGGAUGAUGACGAUGAUGUUAACAACAGUGGCGAACAUGAUGUGGAAGAUUCAGAUGAGCCUGCCUCUAAAUCUGAGGAGGAAGAUGAUGAUUGUAAAGGAGGCGAGUCUUUGGUUUCUGAAUCAUUAGAUGAUGAGUAUAGUGUUGCUGAAAACACUAGGAGGAAUAAGCAUCGCAGAAAAGAGAGUCCUACAAAGCAAGUAAAUGUUAUCGUUAUUGAUGACGACGAUGACGAUGACAAUGAUGUUAGCAACAGUGGCGAAGAUGGUGUGGAAGAUUCAGAUGUUUCUGUGGAGGAUUCAGAUGAGGCUGCCUCUGAAGAUGAUGACUAUAAAGGAGGCGAGUCUUCGGUUUCUGAAUCAUCAGAUGAUCAAUAUGCUGUUGCUGAAAGCACUAGGAAGAGAGAGCAUCUCAGAAAAGAGAGUCCUGCAAAGCAAGUAAAUGUUCUUGUUACUGACGAUGACGAUGAUGUUAGCAACAGUGGCGAAGAUGGUGUGGAAGAUUCAGAUGUUUCUGUGGAGGUAUCAGAUGGGCCUGCCUGUGAAUGUGAGGAAGAUAAUGACUAUAAAGGAGGCGAGUCUUCGGUUUCUGAAUCAUCAGAUGAUGAGUAUGCUGUUGCUGAAAACACUUUGAAGAGAGAGCAUCUCACAAAAGAGAGUCCUACAAAGCUGAUGAUCAAAGUGAUCAAACCAGUGAAACAAGGUCUCAUGAGCACAACACAAUUUCUGAAGUAUUAUGUGCCUGAGAGUGCCCUUCCUUCGAGGUUCAGAUUUGAGGACGAGGUGGUGCUCCCUCCACACAAAUCAGAGCAUGAAAAGUUCAUAGAUGAACUCUUUCAUGAUCUAGAGUUAGGAUUACGACAAAUCGAUUGCACUAAUCCCGUGGCUGAGAGUGAUGAGCUUGAGACCAGUGUGGAGAUUGAUGGAAGUUGUUGCUGCCGAGGGAAGCAUCAAGCUAUUCUUGAUGAACAGAUAGGGCUCAUUUGCAAAAACUGUGAUGUUGUGAUUAUGGACAUAAAGCAUGUCUUACCACCUUUUCAUGUACCAACUUGGGAGGGGCGAGACAAGAGGUAUUACCGUGAUGAGUUCCAAAGCUCCUACUUAAGCGAGAUUCAAUUUGAGGGCACUGAUUCCAGUAUCCCUGGUUCGACAAGUUGUAUGAAAGGAACAGUAUGGGAUUUAAUCCCUGGUGUUAAGGAAGAACUGUACCCUCAUCAGCGGGAGGGCUUCGAGUUCAUGUGGAGAAACAUAGCAGGAGACACUAAACUUGAGAAACUGAAGCAGACUCUUGCUGAUGAUGCAAGAGGGUGCAUAAUCUCACAUGCCCCAGGCACUGGAAAGACUCGUCUCACCAUAGUGUUCCUGCAGUCAUUCCUGAAGCUGUAUCCAGCCUGCAGCCCCUUGAUCAUAGUUCCUAAAGGGAUGCUUCUGACAUGGGAAGCUGAGUUCAAGAAAUGGAACUUCAACAUAGAUUUUCAUAAUUUAAAUAAGAAAAAGCUAUCCGGAAAAGAACAUACAGUUGCUACUGAGGUUCUUGAGGAAAUUGGGAGUGGAGUCUUAAAUCAAGACUGCAUUCGCCUGCUUAAAUUGUAUUCCUGGGAGAGAGGUGGUAGCGUCUUAGGGGUCAGCUACAAACUGUUUGAGAAGCUUGCUGGAGGAAGAAAUGGGAAAAGUUUGCAGCAUAAGAAAAUCAGGGAGGUGCUUCUUCAAAGGCCGACCCUUUUAGUGCUUGAUGAAGGGCAUACACCUCGUAAUAACAAUAGCCUGAUAUGGAAGGCCUUGGCGAAAGUCUCAACACAGCGACGUAUCAUCUUGUCAGGCACUCCAUUCCAAAACAGUCUCAGGGAGCUAUUCAACACUCUGUGCGUCGUAAAUCCAAAGUUUGCAGAUCAGGACAACAGUGUACGUGGACCAAGAUGGAAGAAUUUGGACAACUCAUCUGGCAUAAAUAGGGGCACGAUGUUGGGGAUGAGGACUGUGCUCGAACCAUACAUUCAUGUGCACAAGGGAACUGUGCUAGAGGAAAAGCUUCCCGGACUGAGGCACACGCUAGUAUUCUUGCAUCCAACAAAGUCUCAACAGCCACUGCUAGAAAGAGCUUGCAAAGAGAAGAUGUUUAAGAUGAUUCGGAUGGUAUCCCUAGUCUCUGUUCAUCCUUCAAUACGUGCAGUAGUGAAGGAGUACUUCACUAGAAGAGAGGAGAUUGCAACGGAUAUUGAUGCUGGGGUGAAGGCAUGGUUUCUUCUGAACCUAGUACGCUUUGCUGAUGCACUCGGUGAGAGGGUGCUCAUCUUCGGCCAGUUCUUAGACUCUCUUAUAUUCAUCAAAGAGCAGCUUGGGUCCAUUUAUUCAUGGAAUGAAGGAAGAGAAGUGGUUUACAUUGAUGGACAGGUUGAUGAGAAGAAACGCCAAGAAUCCAUAUAUCGCUUCAAUGAUGAAACAAGCGAAGCAAAGGUGCUUCUUGCAUCUGAGAGAGCUUGCUCGGAGGGUAUAAAUCUGACAGGGGCUUCAAGAGUUGUGCUGCUGGAUACCAUGUGGAAUCCUUCAGUGGAAAAGCAAGCAAUCUGCAGGGCUUACCGUCUUGGACAGAAGAGAGUGGUGUAUGUAUAUCGCCUAUUUACAUCUGGAAUCGAGGUCGGACAAUAUAAGCAGCAGCAUCUGAAGGAGCGCAUAUCACAGGGAUUAUUCUCUCUUGGUGAAGAGCAUAGUGAAUAUGCAGGAGCAGUUGCAGAGGACAAGGUUAUGGAUGCCAUGCGCAGCCUUGAAAAUUUCGAUCAGAUAUUUGAGAAGAUUAUUUCCCAACCAAAGGAAUCCGACCUCAUCAAAACAUUUGGAAUGGAAGGGCUUAUAUGUUGUUGCUGGUUGUGA